AUUGCAAGCAUCACUGCAUCCAACAUUUAUUCCAACAGCCGACUCCACCUCUCCGCAACAGGAAAAUAUAAUUUAUUAGGAUUAAUAAGAAUCAGGCUCCGUUUAUCGUGUUGAUUUUCUAAAACAAUGGAGUUAUACGGGAAGAUGGCUGCUACACAAGACAACAAACAGAACUCUGAUCAGAACUUUGAUUACAUGUUCAAGCUGUUGAUAAUCGGGAACAGCAGUGUUGGAAAAACUUCUUUCCUUUUCCGCUACGCUGAUGAUACCUUUACCUCUGCCUUUGUCAGUACGGUGGGCAUCGACUUUAAGGUCAAAACUGUGUAUAAGAACGACAAAAGAAUCAAGCUUCAGAUCUGGGACACAGCAGGGCAGGAGAGGUACAGGACUAUCACCACAGCCUACUACAGAGGGGCCAUGGGCUUCAUCCUAAUGUAUGACAUCACUAAUGAGGAGUCUUUUGCUGCCGUCCAGGACUGGGCGACCCAGAUUAAGACAUACUCUUGGGACAAUGCCCAGGUGAUCCUCGCAGGAAACAAAUGUGACAUGGAAGAGGAGAGGAUAGUUUCUGUGGACAAUGGAAGACUACUCGCAGAACAACUGGGUUUUGAGUUUUUUGAGACAAGCGCAAAGGACAACAUCAACAUCAAGCAGACAUUUGAACGCUUGGUGGACAUCAUUUGUGACAAGAUGUCCGACACUCUUGAGGCUGACCCAGCUGUUACCACGGGAACACCCACUACCAGACUGACCGACAACCCAACGCCUCCUCAACAGUCUGACUGUAGCUGCUAGUGCUUUCUGUUCAGGCUAUUUGCUUUAGUGGCUCGAGCGCUGUUGCCAAGCUUCCGUAUUUUGAGACAGAAAAUAAGUUGCAGAACCCCAAAUCUUUGGCCUGGCUUCAGCUCCUGUUUUUAUUGGUGUUAAGACAACCAACAUAGCAAACUAGCAAGAUUGUGCCAAACACAAGUGUCUAACCUUGUCCUUCCUUUAUGCCAUUAUAUCAGUAUACAGGUCUUAUUUCAGGGGUUGUUAGUUUACACAUAUUCCCUUUAUCGCGAAAUCUUGUAUUAAUAAUUUUAGCAAAGCAGAAAUUAGUUGAACUUUAGAGGCUCCACAAUCAUUCCCAUGUCUCUCAGGGGAAUUCUGAAUAUCUGUAAAUUUAUAAAUUCUAUAUACUUGUCUAACUUCUGCGUAGUGUAUUGAGAGGGUGUUGUACUUUUGCAUUUUGCUGAUGAGUUGGUUGGAUAUGUUUGUGUGAUUGCGAAUGCUGAAAACUACGGACAAAAUAAA
Xyrauchen texanus (razorback sucker) is the source of this 1293-nucleotide messenger RNA. RefSeq names its product RAB3C, member RAS oncogene family (gene rab3c). The record is from RefSeq and is a predicted model, not a curated record. Gene Ontology annotation, molecular function: GTP binding; GTPase activity. The coding region runs from base 127 to 795 and encodes 222 amino acids. Gene Ontology annotation, biological process: regulation of exocytosis; protein secretion; protein localization to plasma membrane. Gene Ontology annotation, cellular component: endosome; plasma membrane; synaptic vesicle. The transcript has 5 exons. Lineage: Eukaryota; Metazoa; Chordata; Actinopteri; Cypriniformes; Catostomidae.